AUGUUUUACAAAGGCAAUCAGACCGAAGUUGAUCCACCGAUGGCGCCGGACGUGGUUGACAUCUGCAAUGGACAACUCGAGAAACUGAAGAAGUGCGAUCCGAAACCCAAAAAGAGCAUCUUGAAGGGAAGGUAGGUUAAAAAAGGUUGUUGAUUUGAGUUAACAUGGUUGGAAACUUGGUAGAUAAAUUUAAAUUUGUUUCUGUAACUUUCGAAAUAGAUUUUGGUUUAAAGACUACGAAUUCGUUUCAACUUACUUUAGUUUUGAAUUUUAGUGAGGAGCCCGGCGGUCACGUUUCGUUCGAGGAGACGGUCAGUGCCCACUCAAUCGUGUCUGAGCGGAACAUCAAGCUCAUGGUCCCAAUCCCUGCUGCCACUCCGGUCGUGAACAACUACCAAAGCUUGGCUGCCCUGGACAAGGGAAAGAACUAG
Molecule: messenger RNA, 431 nt
Organism: Bursaphelenchus okinawaensis
Lineage: Eukaryota; Metazoa; Nematoda; Chromadorea; Rhabditida; Aphelenchoididae
Source: the annotation of a GenBank genome assembly